GAGCGAGGCGCGGCGCCGGGCAGGAGGCGGAGGUGGCGGAGGCGGCGGAAGAGGAGACCAUGCCUUUGAGGAAGGCGGCGGCCACUUGACUGGAGCAGCCUCGGCGGCGGCGGCCAAGUAAACAAACAGCCCCCCUACCCCCUCCGAAAAAACCCCCCAAACCAAACCCCAAACUAAACCCACCCCAGAAGCUGGCGGGCACGCAAGGUUGAUGAUGAUCUGUCAAACUGUCUAAAGGAACAGCAUGGAGAUUGGCAUUCUGAACUGUUAAUGGGGACAUGGGACGCGCAUUGUCUUUCAUAAUUUGUGUGGAUUUAACCAGUGAAGAGCAACAGAAGCAGCUAGAAAGACAUCAGGAAUUAAAGCAACUUUGAAGGUCACCAAAUCUUGUUGUUUUAAUUUCUGUCUGGAAGAAUGUCUGAGCAAGGUAAAUUGAACCAGGAGACUGCGGAGGAAGCUGCGAAAGAGCAGGAUUCUGCCAUCUCCGAAGUGACCCCGGAGAACUGCAUCAUUAAUAAAACGGAAAGCUCAGAAGUUGAAGAAAAAGAGGAGAAGCUGAGUGAUGCCAAGACAGAGCUCCAGAAACGAGGUGCAAACCAGAACCAGCAGAAGAAGAGAUCCAAGUCAGGAGCUAAAGGAAAACUGGUCCGGAGCCUUGCUGUGUGCGAGGAGUCUUCCCCUCGCCUGGGAGCAGAAGGUCUUCAUGAUAAUCAGGAAUCAAUACAACUACAGCUUUCAAGUUUCCCCAGCCUACAAGAAGAAGACAAAUCUAGUAAAGAUGAUUCUGAGAAAGACAGAGAGAAAGAGAAGGAUAAAAACAAAGAGAAAGAUAAAACCUGUGAAAAACCCAAGAUCAGAAUGUUAUCAAAAGAUUGCAGCCAAGAAUAUACAGAUUCAACAGGCAUAGAUUUGCAUGAAUUUUUGAUUAACACAUUAAAGAAUAAUCCCAGGGACAGAAUGAUACUCUUGAAAAUGGAACAGGAAAUUAUUGAUUUUAUUAGUGACAACAACAAUCACUACAAAAAGUUCCCUCAGAUGUCUUCAUACCAGAGGAUGUUAGUGCACCGAGUAGCAGCUUAUUUUGGGAUGGAUCACAAUGUGGAUCAAACUGGAAAAUCUGUAAUUAUCAACAAGACCAGCAAUACUAGAAUACCAGAGCAAAGGUUUUCUGAACAUUUAAAAGAUGAAAAAGGUGAAGAAUCCCAGAAGCGAUUUAUCUUGAAGCGAGAUAACUCUAGUAUUGAUAAAGAAGACAAUCAGCAAAACAGAAUUCAUCCAUUUAGAGAUGACAGACGAAGUAAAUCAAUUGAAGAGAGAGAAGAGGAGUAUCAGAGAGUGAGGGAGAGAAUAUUUGCACAAGAUUCAGUUUGCUCCCAGGAAAACCUUUUUGUGGAAAACAGUAGGCUCUUGGAAGACAAUAGUAUAUGCAGUGACACCCAUAAGAAAAGACAGCUAUUUAGGGGUAACAGAGAUAGCAUGGGGAAGGCAUCUGGCAGUCGGCAAAGCAGCACAGAGAAUGAAUUGAAAUGGACAGACCACCAGAGGCCAUGGAGCAGCACAGACUCAGACAGCUCAAAUCGCAAUUUGAAGCCAGCCAUAACAAAGACAGCAAGUUUUGGUGGUAUAACUGUUCUGACAAGAGGAGAUAGUUCAUCAAGUAACAGGAGUACCGGCAAACUGUCUAAAACAGGUAGUUCAGAGUCUUCCAGCAGCGCUGGCUCCUCAGGAUCCCUGUCACGAACGCAUCAGCCUCUACAAGGUGCAUCCAUUGUUGCUGGCAUGUCAGCAAAUUCUUCAGGCAGCGUUUCCUAUACAGAGAAUGGGAUGAGUGGCCAGGUAGCACCAAGCAACACCAGCUAUAUCAUACUUCCACUUGAAGCUGCAGGGAUACCUCCUGGCAGUAUCCUCCUCAAUCCCCACACAGGCCAACCAUUUGUAAACCCUGAUGGUACACCUGCAAUAUACAAUCCUCCCAGUGGCCAGCAGCCAAUUAGAAGCCAGAUCGUUGGACAGUCUCAGCAGCAGCCUUCAUCCCAACAGCAACAGCAGGUUCAGCAACCACAGCAGCAAAUUGCAAGUCACCUUGUCACACAGCCUGUUCAGGCUAUGCAGCCAUCUUCCCAGUCAGUUCAAUACCCAGCAGUUUCCUAUCCUCCUCAGCAUCUCCUGCCAGUUUCUCCAACGCAGCAAUUUUCUGUGCGAGAUGACAUGACAACACAGUUUAACCAGAUGAGCUUAAGUCGUCAGUCAUCAGGAGACAACCCUGAGUCGCCUUCAGGUCCUGUCUACCCAUCGCCUAUUAUACAGCAGUCUGCCCAGCAGACUGGUUACAUCAUGGCUUCUCCAGGUCAGCAGCUUGCCCCAGGAGGAUUUACAAGUUCAGGUCCACCAGUAUCUCAACAAGUACUGCAGCCUCCACCACCACCACAGGGCUAUGUACAACAGCCACCGCCUGCUCAGAUGCCAGUGUAUUAUUACCCAUCUGGUCAAUACGCUACCUCAGCAACUCAGCAGUACAGACCCAUUGCCUCAGUUCAGUACAAUGCACAGCGGAGUCAACAAAUACCACAGACUGCACAGCAAGCAGGUUAUCAGCCUGUCUUGCCUAAUCAGCAACAAGGGUUCCAAGGACUCAUGGGAAUGCAGCAACCUCCCCAAAGUCAGAACCUGAUGAAUAAUCAACAGGGAAAUCAGGUGCAAGGCAUGAUGGUUCAGUAUCCAGCCAUGUCUUCUUAUCAGGUGCCAAUGACCCAGGGUUCUCAAGGACUGCCACAACAAUCAUAUCAACAACCAAUCAUGCUACCUAAUCAAUCAGGUCAAGGAACACUUACAGCCACUGGAAUGCCUGUUUACUGUAAUGUCAUACCUCCUACCCCACAGAACAACCUAAGGUUGAUUGCCCCACACUGCCCGUCCAAUAACGUUCCAGUUAUCUCUGCCAACUGCAGGACAAACUGUACAAGUAUUAACAGUACAGGGUGGCAGGUCAAGUACUGACACUGUGGCUUAGUGUGAUAUACAAGGAUAGCGGUGCAUUAUUUGACAAAUAACUCAUGGCCUUCAAAUGAAGAGGAACACAACAGGAUAAUCAGUUGAGGACAUACAUAUUGACAGUGCUCAAGUGAUUGCUGCUGGAAUUCUGUAAAAAAACUAAAAUAAAUUUUAAGAAAUGUUUGCUGGUUAAUGGUGCAUAUUUUUGUCAUGUCUGCUAGGUAUGCCUUUAUAGCUUAGCUAGUGACAUGAAUUCAUUGAGGUAAGAUUUUUUCCUACCACUGAACACCACUGUGUAGAUUGUAAUAUCCCUGAUUCGGAUUAGUUUUGUACUUUGUGUUGAGUUUGUGAAGCUAAAAGUAUUUAAAAAUAUAACAAAAUCACAUUGUACCAAAGCUGUAAUGGAAAUUAAGAAAAAACAAAAACAAAAAAGAAUUACUGAAUGGAAGGAAUAAUUUAUAUACACUAUAGAGUUUUUUUUAUGGAUAUAUACUGUAUUGUAGUGUUUAAUCACAAUAAAGCUAUUUGACCUCAUGGAGAAAGGUCAUGUUUCUA
Messenger RNA from Gavialis gangeticus (Gharial), 3546 nucleotides. It is a transcript of the gene ARPP21, whose product is annotated as cAMP regulated phosphoprotein 21. NCBI's taxonomy places the organism in Eukaryota, Metazoa, Chordata, Crocodylia, Gavialidae. The record is from RefSeq and is a predicted model, not a curated record. Gene Ontology annotation, cellular component: cytoplasm. Gene Ontology annotation, molecular function: nucleic acid binding. The coding region runs from base 415 to 2997 and encodes 860 amino acids. The transcript has 21 exons.